Podarcis lilfordi (Lilford's wall lizard) is the source of this 2337-nucleotide messenger RNA. The record is from the annotation of a GenBank genome assembly. Lineage: Eukaryota; Metazoa; Chordata; Lepidosauria; Squamata; Lacertidae.
AUGAGUGCCCCGCUGGUUCCCAAUAAGUCAUGUUACAAUUUACUGCAGGACAACAGAAACGAGAUGAAGAAUAACAAUGAACGUAUGGUGACUGUUGGAGACACGAAUGCCAACCAAAUCACACCAGAGGUUAGAACCUCUGGAGGGGAAUUAAGGACAAAUGAUCUGUCAAGAGAAACUAGAUGCCGGAAUGCAGGUGAGACAGAAAAUAACACACAGUUAGAUUCAGAGAGGAACAGACUUCAGGGCACUACUACUGGCCUAUCUGAGUUUAGGCUGCAUUCCACCAGCAGCAGGGAAUUGCAUAAGGAUUACAGGACUGAUGGGGUGAAGGACUCUUCAAAACUACUCCCUAUUAGCCGGGGAUAUAGUUUGUCCAAUCUGAGGAUUAAUACAAAUGAGACCUUUUCAGUGGUUCUUUCAAAAAGCGAUGCUGAUCUCAUUCAGCACGUUUCAAAGGAGAGAGCACCUAGAAGGAUUGAGCCAGAAGGCAUAAAGCGCCUUUCCUUGGGGAGAUCAAGGAAACUGAUGGCUAAAACGGAAGCUUUUGGGAAAGAAUUUGUAGGUCGUGUAUCAGGCAAGCGGUUGCUUUCCGCAUCCUUGGAUUCCAUUGACACCUCGCACCAUUUGAUUGGGGACACCGAGAGAUCUCGUAAAACAUCCACAGACCAUUUUUUAGGCGUGGUGUUUCGUCCAACUGAUAGCGCUUCCGAGGGAAACAUUGUCCGUUAUUCUAAGCCACCAUCUACCUCAGAAACGAAGAAAACAAAUGUUGCAGCAACACAACCAGGUGCGGACAACCUUGCAAAUUUCAACAAACAAAGCACACCACACCCUGCUCACAUAGAUCUACAUUUAACUGUAAAAUCCAGUGAAAUUUGGAGCAGAUCAGAAGCACAAGUAGAUCACCAGGGUGAUAAGAGGGGAAAGGCGGAGUUGAAAAGCCCUCUGUAUUCUCAGUCUAAGAGUAUGUGUCAGCAAAAAAUUGACAGGAAUACGCCGGUUGAAUUUCUCGGAUAUCAGAUGGAGGAAAAUAACGUUGCAGGGCAGAAUAAAAAGGAUUAUGGGGCUGAAGUAUACAAGGAGAAAUCACAUCAGUUACAGGAAGCUUGUCGCAAAGGAGAGAAUCCAUAUUUAAAUGAGGACUUUGACUCUGCCAGUGACAGGCUGGUAAGUAAUAGUAAUAACUCCCCAGGUUUAAGAAAGGGAGGUAGUCUUAGUGACAGCAGGUCGAUGAACCAACUGAGUGAGUGUAUUGCUGAAAAAGAAGAGGAUUCUGCAUUGCCUUUUGCUGGUGACAGCAAACACAGUGGCAAGCUGACACCUACAAGAAAUAAAAACCUACAUGAUACUGAUGCAAGUUGCAUUCAAGCAGCUGGUGGACAUAUGCCUUUUAUGCAUAACACAAAUCUGCCAGACUGCAAACUUCUAAACAGUAAUGAAAGCAAACUAGUCAAAGGGAAUAGUGAUGUUGCGAUGCUCACCUCUGAUCAACCAAACGUGUUUAGUGCAGAGAAUGCGUCAGAUGAUCACUCUAACAUCCAGGGCUGUGGUUUAGAUGCUACAAGUGUUUCAGUUCUGAGCAAGAAGACGGUCAUUCUAAAGAGAAAUCUUUCAAGCGACACUCCGGAGAGCUGUAAAAUAUCAGGAAGAACAGAUACCUUUUUAUGUGCCCCGACGCCUUUGCGCCCUGUGGCGGCUGUGAAUGUCAGUAAUCACACCACAGCAUCAAGCAGUGGCUUGAAGGAUCAUGUUGACAAGCUGCCAUCCUCUGCAGUCCUACCUCCCAUUGAUGACACACAGUUGCUAAGCCUAUCCCCUAAAGUGCCUAACAAGACUCCCUGUAACAGUGGCAUCCCCAAACCCAUCCUCAUCCAUGCUAAGGGCUCCCAUCUGGCCAAGGACGACGGGGAGAGCAAUGGCAUAGAGAAGCUGGAAGACAAGCCUGAGAUAAAACCAGACAUCCCCAAGCCCAAACAUGUAAGGCCUAAGAUCAUCACUUACAUCAGAAGAAAUCCCCAGGCAAUAAGCCACCUCGACCAUGCAUUUGCCCCAGCUGGAUUACCCUAUGUGGCACCUCCUUGCAGCAUGCCAAUGGCUACAGAGCAGAAGGCUUCGAGCGAUGGAGAUAUUAAAGCAGGCACCGUUCUCUAUGACAAGUUUAAACCUGACUUGCAGAAGCCUCGGAUUUACAGUUCUGGACUCGUGGUGUCUGGCAUUAAAUCCCCAAGCCAUCAUUUUGGUCAAAUGGGUGAAAAAUUUAUCCAGGAGGUAAGGCACACAGGAUGGUUUUUGUAUGUAGCACCUGGCUGUUGCAAUGUAGCACGAAGUGCAUAA